This is a messenger RNA of Anneissia japonica, 3226 nucleotides long. RefSeq names its product X-ray repair cross-complementing protein 5-like. Gene Ontology annotation, cellular component: nucleus; Ku70:Ku80 complex. The transcript is spliced from 15 exons. NCBI's taxonomy places the organism in Eukaryota, Metazoa, Echinodermata, Crinoidea, Comatulida, Comatulidae. The record is from RefSeq and is a predicted model, not a curated record. Gene Ontology annotation, molecular function: DNA helicase activity; double-stranded DNA binding; damaged DNA binding. Gene Ontology annotation, biological process: double-strand break repair via nonhomologous end joining; cellular response to X-ray; cellular response to gamma radiation. The coding region runs from base 394 to 2208 and encodes 604 amino acids.
UAUCCGAGUACUAGGCCUGGGUGGAGUAGGGAAGGAGCUAGGGCCGAACUGCCUAGGCCUAGACCCACCACUACUAAUUUGGUCUAGGCCUAGGCUAGCUGGGCUGGUGUCUACUUUCCCUAGCCUAGCUAGGUUAGGCUAGCCCUAGGCCUAGUUAUCUCCCUACCAAUAAACCAAGCUUAACCGGCCUAGGCCGAGACACGAAGUCUAGCCUAGCCUAGUAGUAUUAUAUAGGCCCAAGGCUAGGCUGCCUAUAGGUGGCAUAGUUCCAUUAAAAUCAAGAAAAUUAGGAAAAUUAAGUGGAUUGGAAGAUUGAAUGAUUGGUAGGGGGCUAGGCGGCUGGGGCCUGAUAAAGGCCUACUGUCUACUGGAAAUUAAAGAAGACGGUUCAAAAUGUCAAACUGGCAAAACUUUUUUCCUCGCAAUGAUGACGAAGAUGAAGAUGAUCAGACUGAAUUCGACCAGACUUUUGCAACUAAGGAUGGUGUCAUUUUUCUGAUUGACACCAAUCAAACUAUGUUUCAAAAAUCUGAUGACGAUGGGAGUCAUUUUGAUCUAUGUGUCAAGUGCGCUCGCAGUGUUAUGGGAAACAAGAUAAUAAGCAGUGAUAAGGACUUGGUAGGAGUUGUCUUCUUUGGCACCGACAAAAACAAGAACAAGAAUGAUUUCCGGCACAUUUACGUUUUGCAGGACCUUGAACAGCCAAGUGCAGGAAAGAUUUUGGAACUGGAAUCACACUUAGAAAAUAAUAAUAAUGAUUUUAAGGCAAAAUAUGGCCACAGCUCAUCGUUCUCUCUCAGCGAUGCUCUGUGGUGUUGUUCAAAUAUGUUUUCACAAUGUUCACAAAAACUGGGGCACAAGCGUAUAUUAUUGUUCACUAAUAAUGACAGUCCACAUGCAGAUAAUAUAGCACUUCAAAGACAAGCGAAGGCAAAAGCAAGUGACUUGAAUUCCAAUGGCAUUGAUAUUGAGUUGUUACACUUGCGUCUGCCUGGCCACAACUUUGAUGUUUCCAGAUUUUACCAGGAUAUUAUAUUUGCUCCAGAUGAUGAGGAAUUGAGUGUCAUGCCAGAUGCCUCGGAUAAAUUUGAUGAGCUGUUGACACGUGUUCGGACCAAAGAUCAUAAGAAACGCUCUCAAGGAAAAUUGAACUUCUCUCUCGGCAGUGAUUUUGAUCUAGCUGUAAAUGUAUACACUUUAACAAGCAAGACAAGUAAGCCAUAUUCUGUAAAUCUUUACAAGAGGACAAAUGAAGAAGUACGGAAAAAAAGCACCUAUUUCUGUGAGGAAACUGGUGAACAACUUAUGCCAAGUGAUAUUAAAAAGUUCCAAACUUUUGGAGGAAGGAAAAUUGCCUUUGAAAAAGAUGAAUUAAAGGAGAUGAAGAAAUUUGGUGACCCUGGUUUGGUGUUGCUUGGUUUCAAGCCUAAAUCAUAUGUUAAGAAUCAUUUCCAUUUUAAGAGCUCCCAGUUCUUGUUUCCUGAUGAAAGCAGAAUCAAAGGCAGUACAACAGCCUUUUCGGCUCUGUUACAAAAGUGCAUUGACCGGGAUGUUGUACCAAUAUGUCAGUACAUUUCACGACAAAAUACACCACCUCGAUGUGUUGCACUUGUAGGACAGAAAGAGGAAUUGGAUGACCAAAAUAUGCAAGUACAGCCCUCUGGAUUUCAUCUCAUUUUCCUCCCUUACUCUGAUGAUAUGAGAAAACUCAAUCUUCAAAAAAUGCCAAAAGCAACUCCAGAACAAGUAGACAAAGCAAAGGAAAUAAUUAAAAAACUUCAAUUCAAGUAUAAUCCCAGCUCGUUUGAAAACCCAGCUUUACAGACAUUCUGGCGCAAUCUGGAGGUCCUUGCAUUAGAUAAGGAUAUGCCAGAAGAGUUCACUGAUUUUACAGCCCCAGAUGUAGACAGAAUCAAUUCAAGAGCCGGGAAAUUGAUCAACGAAUUUAAAGAGAUGGUUUACCCUGAUGGAUACACACCAGGACAAAAAGCAGCUCCCAAACGAAAGCCUGUUGGUGAUGCUGGUGCCAAUAAAAGAUGCAAAACAGAUGAGACAACUGAAAUAGAUGUUGGGCAGAUGGCAAAAGAAGGCAAGCUGGCGAAGUUGACUGUCGCUGACCUCAGGUCAUUCUGCCAAGCCAAAAAAUUGCAGACAUCUGGAAAGAAAAGUGAACUUGUUGAGAGAGUAAAAAAAUUUUGUGGCGAAUAAGUUAUCUAGAUUGCUAAGUAUUACCGCCAACUCGCCAAAGAAUGUAAAGUUGCUAACAACUGUUUCUAAUACUAUUUUUAACUGAUGCAUUAAUCUUUAAGGAAAGUUCUGUAAAAAUCCACCUACUCAUUUAUUGUUGAUAGUAAUUUUAUGAAAAUUCCAACGAAAAAGUUGCCAAUUAAAUGGAGAAGUACUAAAUUUAAUGGCUAUGUUAUUUGGCAUUCAUAUCAGGUAAAACUCUUAUUUUAUUUGCUUGAUGUUAAGUUUCAAAGAACUCAUUAAUAAAUAUGAGUUGUUUAUGGAAAAAAUACCAAAAUGAAGAGAUGGUCCAACUCACACUUUAUAGGAAAAUGAGCAUUUAAGUUGAGUAAUGUGAUUUUAGACCCAAUUUGCAAUGAUCAGUUUCUCCACUAAUGAGAAAGUCUCACCAAUAAGGUUAGAAUUAACCAUAAUUUUUUUCUUUAACUCUGAAAUGCCUCUUUUGGAAUGUGUCUACCAAAGUAGAAAAUGGUCCAUUUGUAGUGGAUAAUUUAAGUUUUUGUUUUUUAUUUCUAUACAUCAUCAUAUUAGUAUGUGUGAAAAUUUAUGUUCCUGCUAUCGUGGUGCAUGUGUUCCACAAUAAUGUUUUAUUGAAGAGGAAACAAGACGUUUCAUCAAAAGAUUAUCUGGACACUGUAAAAUUAUUAUUAUAUUUUACUGAAUAGACCUACUACUAGCUAUAAUAUUUCUGCAUUUUAAUGCUUACUCAUUAUAACGUUAGAUGAGAUUUUGUAUAUAUAUUAGUGAACCAUUUUUAGAUAUAAUAUAAAGUGCUUUAAAAUUUCCAGCAAUUGUGGAAGUGCUUUUACUGUAUGGCGUUAAAGCAUAUACUUUGUGUUUCUUCAUGGCAAAUAACUAAAUAGAACACACAGUAUAUUUGAUACAAGUAUAGAUUUAUUAUGAUUUUUGACAAUGAGGAAAGGAAAUGUUUUCACUAAAGAUUUUGAAUAAACAUUCUAUUAAACUGUUUCUAGGCAAA